CGCCAGCUGAGAGGUAGGUGACAUGCUGAUGUUUAUGCUAUCUGUAUCCAUGUCACUUUCUUUCCUUGAAGCGUGUGGAAGAGAAAGAAGAAACUCUGACGACAGUGUGAAGUAAAGAACCUAGAAAGUAGAGAUACUAGAGAAGCUGAGAGACACAGGACUAGGAACGUAAGACACAAGUAUUAACCUCAGGAGAAGAGGCUAAGGUUAUCUCCAUAUUAGCCACACGUGACCCAGCCGUUGAUAAGGAAUCAAGAAAGGUGUCCUCUCCUUACUGCACCGUACACUGAGCUAAUGGAGGAGGUGCAGCCACUGUCAAGCUUGAAGGAGUUGAUGGAGUGGUCGAUGCCAUGUCUAACAAGUAAUAUUCAUAGAGAGAGGCUGAGGGCCCGACCACCCUCCUCACACCUGAGGACACUGGUGUGCCAUGACAUGAAGGGCGGCUACCUGGAUGACAGGUUUGUGUCUGGCACUAGUAACAAGGAUGCCUACCGCUUCUACCAUUGGUCUGGGGUGGACACGUUUAUUUACUUCAGUCACCAUCUGGUCACCAUUCCUCCUCUGGGCUGGAUCAAUGCUGCUCACCUGCACGGAGUCCCAGUUCUUGGGACUUUCAUCACUGAGUGGGAAGCAGGCAGUGCUGUGUGCAAGGACCUCCUUAACGAUGUCAAAACAGUGACACAGGUAGUGCAGAAGCUGGUGAACAUUGCCAAGUAUUACGGCUUUGAUGGGUGGCUCAUCAAUAUUGAGAAUGAAGUGCCCAUAGAUAAGGUUCCACUCAUGCUGAUGUUUGUGGAGAAGCUGACUGUAGCCAUGAGGAAUGUAAGGUAUGACAAAAACUGUCACCAUCGUGUCAUCUGGUAUGACAGCGUGACAAAAAAUGGGGAAUUGAAAUGGCAGAAUGAACUCAAUUCCCAGAACUAUGCCUUCUUUUUUGCCUGUGACGGAAUCUUUCUCAACUACACCUGGACAGAAGAUCACCUGGUCCGCAGCAGGAAGGCAGCGGGUAGCCGGCACAGGAACAUCUUUGUGGGCCUUGACGUCUUUGGGAGGAACUUUUAUGCUGGAGGGAAAUAUGACACUUGGAAGGCAAUGGAAGUAGUGCGUAAACAUGACCUCUCAGCUGCUAUCUUUGCUCCGGGGUGGACGUACGAGACACAGCCAGACUUCAUAGAGGCAGAGAGGCGCCUGUGGGAGUCUCUGUCACCCUUUCUUACUCACCAAGGAAUUGAGGACCUCCCAUUCACCACCUCCUUCUGUCAAGGAUUUGGGGAGCAUCUCUUUAUCAAGGGGAAGGUGGAGAAGGAAGGACCUUGGCACAACCUGAGUCAACAGCACCUGCAGCCUCUCUGGUCCCAGGAGGGUGAGGAGGAGGGAAGUUGCCGCCUGUCCUUGGUCACCCAGGAGGCAUACAAUGGCGGUGGGUGUCUGGGCAUCACCACACACUCACCCACCACAGUCAGGUUUAUGUUAUGUAACCUUGAGUGUAACCAGUUACUGAGAGUAACUGUGGCCUACAAAUGGAGCAGCCAGCCCACCACCCUCGCCUUCCUGUGUCAGCUCUCACCGAACGACACGUCCCUUCAACAGAGAAUUUUAGAGCUUGCAUGUGAAAAGGGUGAGGAAAAUGAUGAUGAGACUCAGGGAGAUGCACAUGAAGAGAAGGAAGUCAUUAGGUGCUGCCUAGAGACCAGCCAUGUGGAAAAUGGAUGGAAUAUCAGGAGUUUCGCAACCUUGGGAAUACAAAGAUACAAGAUGACCCUCUUGAUGCUCAGAUUGGGAGAUGCUGCUGAGCUACGGCUGGGACACUUGGACAUACUAAGUGAAAAAGUUCCAAAAGUUUGUCUCAAUUAAUUUUUGGCCAUACGUAUGAAAGAAAUGAGGGAGGGUGAAGCCUCAGACAUACGUAGGUUAGGAAGGGGCAAUGUGCCCUCCACGUAAAGUCAUGAGCUGGGCUUAAUGCUUUUGCAGUACACACACAGUGAUUGUAACAUCAUUACAUAUUUUUAGUACUGUCAUUAUUUUGUGUAUCAUUAUUUUUCUACGUGUGGGGCAGCAUUGUCUGUUAUCAGUCUUACUCUGCCUCAUGCUUGGUCUCCUGGAUUGGUUUGACUUGCAUUACUACUUAUGUGUUCUUAGUCUGCUGUUAGGUUAGGAAGGGAACCAAGAGUUCAAGGUAGGAGGAUCAUCACCAUUGUCCAGCUUUUACAGUAAAGUUCAUGAGAUGGCAGAUAAUGGAGAUAGUUAUGAUAUCCUAUACCUGGGUUGUAGUAAAUCAUUUGACAAGGUACCCAAUCAUAGGCUCUUGAGAAACAUUGGGUGUAUGGGACAGAGUGAGAAGUAUUUGGCUGAAUAAAAUCAUGACUAGGCAAUAAGCAACAGUUAUUAAUAAACUGCUCCAGUUUUGAGUGUGGUUGAUUAAUUCUUGGGGUGCCACAAGGAUAAAUUUUAGGGCCAUUGUUAUUUUUUAUGCAUAUUAAUGAAUUGGAUAGUGGAAUUAGUAAAUUUGCAGAUGACACGAUGAUAGGUAGAUUGAUUAGGUGAGAUUUGGAUACCAUCAGUUUGCAGGCAGAUGUGGAUAGGAUGAAUGAAUGGACAGAAAGAUGGCAAAUGCAGUGUAACAUUAAAAAAACAUGAGUAUAGGUACACAAUAAGCCACGAAGCCAUGAUAAUUUUAGUACCGUAAUGAGAAAGUUAUAGGAGUUAUUGUUAGCUCCAAUCUGGGUUUCAGAAAACAAUACAUAGAGGAGAAAAAUAAGGCAAAUAGAGUACUCAGAUUAAUUUUUAGGAAUUUUAAAAGCAGAAUUCUUGAAGUAAUUUUAAAGUUAUAUUUGGCACUGGUCAGACUGUAUCUAGAUUAUGCUGUACAGUUAUGGUCCCGACAUUACAGGAACGAUAUAGGUCUACUAGAAUUACUAAAAGGAUACAAGGAAUGAGGUACAUUCCCUAUGAAAUGAGAUUGAAGCAGUUAAAUUUGCAUUCCUUAGAUGGUAUGAUAGAAGUAUUUAAGUGGUAUAGGGGUUUUAACAAAGAAGACAUAGGCAAACUUUUUUGGAUCAGAUGCCAAAAUAAAACCAGAAAUAAUGGAUUCAAGAAAAUGGGAAGGAAUUGGUUCUCAGAUAGAAUAGCUGAAGAAUGGAGUGGACUCAGUAAUCAGAUUGUUAGUGCAAAUUCAAUAGGGAGUCUCAAAAGAAGAUAAGACAGAUAUAUGGAUGGGGAUGAUAGGUGGAAAUAGGAGGCACAUAUGUUCAUGAUUGCCACAUGUAGGCCUGAUGGCCUCUUACAGCUUCUUAUGUUUUCUUAUGUUCAUAUUCAUCUGAAGAUGAUUGGAAGGCAUAAGAGUCACAUAUCACUGCUAAAAGAUUUUGCCUGUCAAUUUCCUACUUUAUUACUUAUUGUUUCAUUAAUAUUUUGAUACAUAAUGCAUUUAGCAGUGUUAGUCAUAAGGAAUAAUCCCUCUUUUUGCUGAAAAUUGCUGUGAGUGCAAUGUUGUACAUGUUGUAGGUGGGGCUGAAACUAAUUAUUUGAUUUUCUCUUUUUAUAGGAUUUUUUUCUGAAUGUGAGUUUUUAGAAUUUAUUUUAAAUUGGUUGUUUAUUGAUAAAGUUUGUACUCAGACUUUCUACUUUAUGUUGUGUGAAAUGUGCAUUACAUACACUGAGGCUGGGCUGGAGAAACACUGCCACUGCACUUGCUGUAUGUUACUGAAAGGUGACUAGAAGGGACAGAGUGACUAGGAACCCCCUCUUGUAUUGCUAUACCUGCAGUGAAACAAGGUGCUGUAAACAUCUUGCCUCAAUUAGUCCCCUUGUCAGAGAGGUCACCCAGAUAUGUAGAGAUAGUUUUGUUGUUAUUGUUAUUGUUUGUAAUCUUUUAUAUAGCUAUUAUAUUAUAUGACUUCUGAUUUUCUUCUAAGUACAGUGACUCUCACUGUAAGAAAAAGUGUACAGAUAAUAAAAUAUAAUUAUCCUUUUAUUAAGGCACUUUUAAGGAACUAUUCUUAACCUGUGCCUUGUAAUUCAGUCUUAGAUUUAAGGAGGAACACAAUGUCAUCAGUGACAUUUAGUGAUGAAGUACUUGAUGCACAAUAUACUGACAGCCUAAGUGUGUCCCAUACAGGCUCUUGAAGUGCUAGUGCAGUGGUUCCUAACCUAUGGUAUGUGUACCACCAGUGGUGCACGAAGGCCUUCCUGGUGGUAUGUGAGCACUUUCGGGAUCAUAUGUGAUUUGUAGUUAAAUUAAUUCAUUUCCAAAAAAAAAUGCUUAUUGCCUUACACAAGAUAAUCUGGGAUCAGUCAGCUGGUGGAGAAGAAACAGAUGCAUCCCUCACAUUAAAUUGAGUUGCAUUCCAUCCUGUUAGUUCAUUUGUGUGUUCUACUUGUGAAUAAAAUUACACUUACUGGAA
This is a messenger RNA of Portunus trituberculatus (swimming crab), 4403 nucleotides long. It is a transcript of the gene ENGase, whose product is annotated as cytosolic endo-beta-N-acetylglucosaminidase-like. The transcript is spliced from 11 exons. The record is from RefSeq and is a predicted model, not a curated record. NCBI's taxonomy places the organism in Eukaryota, Metazoa, Arthropoda, Malacostraca, Decapoda, Portunidae. Bases 295 to 1854 code for a protein of 519 amino acids. Gene Ontology annotation, molecular function: mannosyl-glycoprotein endo-beta-N-acetylglucosaminidase activity. Gene Ontology annotation, cellular component: cytoplasm. Gene Ontology annotation, biological process: protein deglycosylation.